AUGAAGAUGCUGACUGUGAAGACGCUGGCCCUGUGCUUGAUUCUUGCUAAGUCAGCCUGGUCGGAGGAGCAGGAUAAGGUGGUACACGGUAGCCCCUGUUUGAAGAACUCGCACCCUUUCCAAGCUGCUCUCUACACCGCGGGUCACUUGCUGUGUGGUGGGGUCCUCGUUGACUCACAGUGGGUUCUCACAGCUGCCCACUGCAAAAAACCGAAUCUGGAGGUGCGCUUGGGGAAACACAAUCUAUGGCAAACAGAGACUUUCCAAAGGCAGAUCUCUGUGGAUCGGACUGUUGUCCAUCCCCACUACAACCCUGACACCCACAACAAUGACAUCAUGAUGGUGCACCUGAACUCUCCAGUCAAAUUCUCUCAAAAGAUCCAGCCUCUGCCCUUGAAGAAAGACUGCUCUGACGACAAUAUCAACUGUCAGAUCCUGGGCUGGGGCAAGAUGGAAAAUGGUGAAUUCCCAGACACCAUCCAGUGUGCUGAUGUCCAACUGGUGCCCCGCAGUGAAUGUGAGCUUGCCUACCCUGGUAAGAUCACCCGGAACAUGGUGUGCGCAGGGGACAAGAAAGAAGGGAACGACUCCUGCCAGGGUGAUUCUGGAGGUCCCCUGGUAUGUGGGGAUCGCCUCCGAGGGCUGGUGUCAUGGGGUAACAUGCCCUGUGGAUCGAAGAAGAAGCCGGGAGUUUACACUGAUGUCUGCACUCAUACCAGAUGGAUCCAAAACAUCAUCAGAAACAAGUGGCUCCGACAUGAGACAUCCAUUUCCGGAAACAUGGCCUCUGGUGUGGCUGUCUCUGAGGGUGUCAUCAAGGUGUUCAAUGACACGAAAGGUCCGAGUCCUCAACGCCAGAAGAAAUGCUGCCAGACAAGGACUGCCGCUCUGCAGCCUACCGAGGGGAGCCGGCAGGAGGACCCGGCGUUCAUGUUCUGGGCCCCUGAGAGUGCACCCCUUAGGAGCAAACUGAUCUAUGCCAGCUCCAAGGGUGCUGUUAAGAAGAAGCUGACGGGAAUCAAGCACGGCUUACAAGCGAACCGCCACGAGGUCACAGACUGCUGCACCCUGGCAGAGAAACCAGGUGGCAGCGCGUCAUCUCCCCGGAGGGCGAGACUUUGUGCAGUGGUCAUGGCGAGGGCAGGACACCCCUGGAAGUGGACAAUGGCCACCCUGAUCGCAAGCCUGGUUCUGGGGGUCUCAGAGCCUGUUCUUGCUGCCGACGUUUCCUCUUGUGACGACCCCUCUGGCACCCAACCCUCUGGGAAGAACAGAGACCUCAGCACGGAAUCCGGGUCAGGGGAGGACAACCGUUCCGAUAGCAGCUCUCGGAUUGUGAAUGGGUCAGAUUGCAAAAGGGACGCAGAGCCGUGGCAGGGUGCCCUGCUGCUCGGGCCCAACAAGCUGUACUGUGGGGCCGUACUGAUCAGCCCACAGUGGCUGCUCACGGCAGCACACUGCAGAAAGCCAGUGUUCAGAAUCCGUCUGGGCCACCAUUCCAUGUCACCUGUCUAUGAGUCUGGGCAGCAGAUGUUUCAGGGAAUCAAAUCCAUCCCCCACCCUGGCUACUCCCACCCUGGCCACUCCAAUGAUCUGAUGCUCAUCAAGAUGAACAGAAAAAUCCGUGACUCUCACUCAGUGAAGCCUAUCAAAAUUGCUUCUGAAUGUCCCAUGGAGGGGACCAGGUGCAUGGUGUCAGGCUGGGGGACAACAAGCAGCAGCCAGAAGAACUUCCCCAAAGUCCUCCAGUGCCUGAAUAUCACUGUGCUGAGUGAGGAGAGGUGUCAAAAAUCUUACCCAGGACAGAUAGACAAGACCAUGUUCUGUGCUGGUGACGAAGCGGGCAGAGACUCCUGCCAGGGUGACUCCGGGGGACCUGUGAUCUGCAAUGGCCAGCUGCAGGGCCUUGUGUCUUGGGGUGAUUACCCCUGUGCCCAACCCAACAGGCCAGGUGUCUAUACCAACCUUUGCAAGUUCCAUAAUUGGAUUGAGAACACCAUAAAGUGCAACUAA
This is a messenger RNA of Psammomys obesus (fat sand rat), 2013 nucleotides long. RefSeq lists its product as uncharacterized. Lineage: Eukaryota; Metazoa; Chordata; Mammalia; Rodentia; Muridae. Gene Ontology annotation, molecular function: actin binding; serine-type endopeptidase activity. The transcript has 12 exons. Gene Ontology annotation, biological process: amelogenesis; positive regulation of antibacterial peptide production; proteolysis. The coding region runs from base 1 to 2013 and encodes 670 amino acids. The record is from RefSeq and is a predicted model, not a curated record.